Radiomyces spectabilis is the source of this 667-nucleotide messenger RNA. RefSeq lists its product as uncharacterized. The transcript has a single exon. The record is from RefSeq and is a predicted model, not a curated record. NCBI's taxonomy places the organism in Eukaryota, Fungi, Mucoromycota, Mucoromycetes, Mucorales, Radiomycetaceae. Bases 57 to 638 code for a protein of 193 amino acids.
UCCUGCAACUGAUUCGGACAUCUUGAAAUGUUGUAUGCUUUGCUAUUCAAAGACGGAUGCCCAUGAAUGCAGACACAAUGGAAGCUUUCAAACAAACCCAUUUGCGUCAAAAUCGUGAGCUUGUACGAGCGAAUGCCAUAUACACUCAACACAUUCAAAGACUUGAAAAAGAAGUCAUCUCCUUGCGGAACGAAAACCUUCAACUACGACAGGAACUUCUGUCGCUCACUCACCGUGCUGCACCUGUUCAGCCCCUCAUUCCAGAUUCUCCACCCUCACCGUCAUUAUCGCCAUCCCCCAGCUCGCCAACGUCACCGUCACCGUCACCGUCACCUUCGCCGUCCCAAUCUGUUCCGUCGAAUAGUUCAUCAAGUCAUUUGCUACUAACAUCCGUGACGACACCGCAAGUUGUCAUUGAGGCUCUCGAUAUAUCGACCGACUAUCCAUCAAAAUCAGCUUUAAAAGUGGAUCGAGCAAGCGAAAAGAUGGAUAUCGAAUUUAAUCCAGUUACCGAACAAGAGUCGCUGCCAAUGAUAUCUUCCCGUCGGCGUCAAAAGCAUCGAAUAUGUUAUACUUUGCCGAGUGUGAAGCAAAAGUUGAGAAAGGGGGAUAAGUUCACAUUUGGAAACGAAGAAUAGAAUGGGGGAAAUAUCAGUUAAAUAUAGGG